CCGCCCGCCCGGAGCCUGCCGGGAUUGUGGCGGUCGGUCUCCCGAAUCGGAAGCCGGCGCUGCCUCGGGACUCCCGAUAUGGCGACCUCUCUGGGUUCCAACACCUACAACAGGCAGAACUGGGAGGACGCGGACUUCCCUAUACUGUGUCAGACGUGUCUUGGAGAAAACCCUUAUAUACGAAUGACCAAAGAAAAGUAUGGCAAAGAAUGCAAAAUCUGUGCCAGACCAUUCACAGUGUUUCGCUGGUGCCCUGGGGUCCGCAUGCGCUUCAAGAAGACUGAAGUGUGCCAAACCUGCAGUAAAUUGAAGAAUGUUUGUCAGACCUGCCUGUUAGACCUAGAGUAUGGCCUACCCAUCCAAGUUCGCGAUGCAGGAUUGUCAUUUAAAGAUGACAUGCCCAAAUCAGAUGUCAACAAAGAAUAUUACACACAAAAUAUGGAAAGAGAAAUUUCUAACUCUGAUGGAACACGACCAGUUGGCAUGCUGGGAAAAGCUACAUCCACCAGUGACAUGCUGCUCAAAUUGGCCCGGACCACACCGUACUACAAACGGAAUCGGCCCCACAUUUGUUCCUUCUGGGUGAAAGGAGAGUGUAAGAGAGGAGAGGAGUGUCCCUACAGACACGAGAAGCCUACCGAUCCAGAUGACCCCCUUGCCGAUCAGAAUAUAAAAGACCGGUACUAUGGAAUUAAUGACCCUGUAGCCGAUAAGCUUCUAAAGCGAGCUUCAACCAUGCCUCGUCUAGACCCACCAGAGGAUAAGACCAUUACCACACUAUAUGUGGGUGGUCUGGGAGACACCAUUACUGAAACAGAUCUCAGAAACCACUUCUACCAGUUUGGGGAGAUCCGCACAAUCACGGUUGUGCAGAGGCAGCAGUGUGCCUUCAUCCAGUUUGCCACCAGGCAGGCUGCUGAGGUGGCUGCAGAGAAGUCCUUUAACAAGCUGAUCGUGAAUGGCCGCAGACUCAAUGUCAAGUGGGGAAGAUCCCAAGCAGCCAGAGGGAAAGAAAAGGAGAAGGACGGAACCACAGACUCUGGGAUCAAGCUAGAGCCUGUACCAGGACUCCCUGGAGCUCUACCUCCUCCUCCUGCAGCAGAAGAGGAGGCAUCUGCCAACUACUUCAACCUGCCCCCAAGUGGCCCUCCAGCAGUGGUGAACAUUGCCCUACCCCCACCCCCUGGGAUCGCCCCACCCCCACCCCCAGGUUUUGGACCACAUAUGUUCCACCCAAUGGGACCGCCUCCGCCUUUCAUGAGGGCUCCAGGACCAAUCCACUACCCCUCUCAGGACCCUCAGAGAAUGGGAGCUCAUGCUGGAAAACACAGCAGCCCCUAGCACAGCAUCACCACUCGGGCUCUGAGGAAGAAAGGGCGCUCUAAAAUCCCAGUAAAUGAAUCCUGGGAUAAGUAUAAUUUUCCUUGCUUUGUAGUUUCCAUGGUAGCUGAAUGUGUUCAGAUGUGGGCAGCCAGAGAACACAGCUAUGCUUCCCCACAUGUAUCAGAGGAUCAGUGGGCCCAAAACAAGCUGCCAUGAACACAGCUGCUUACUACUCUAGCAGUACUAAGACAGCCUUAUGUGUGUUCGUUCCUUUUCUACUUAGUGGGGAACGUACACAUGGGUGAAUCGGAAUAACUAAUGGAGUUACUAUCCCAAUAUGUUCAUUUUGUAUCUUUUUGGGCGGGAGGCAAAAAUUGACCUGCGAUUUGGAAAAAAAAAAAACUUUUGACCAUUUUUAUGUCUAUUUGGUAUUUUCUUUUAUAUCAUCUAAAAAAAUUUAGUACUAAUCAUUGUAGUGUCGUAAAUGUGAUUUAACCAAUUUGAAGUCACACCCUCAGAGACAAGCAGAGACCAGAACCCAGCACAGCCGAUAUUUUCUUUGCUUUUAAAACUUCAUGUUACUAAAGGAGUCAACUGAUAAUUUGACUUCUCCACACUGUCAGAAAAAGACAAAAGUAAAAACUUGCUUUUUAUUCCUAUUGGGUGGAAACCCAAAUUUUAUGGCGCUGCAUAUCAUUGAUGAAACCUGGUACCUGAGAUGAGAUGGUUUGAAAGAACUUCCUGUGAAACACCUUAAUAAACUGAAAGGAAGAGCCUUGGCGUGUGUUUGCCUGGAGACUGUCCGCCUGCAGCCGGAACUUGGAUCCUCAGCGUUCACCCGUGUGUCUUCAGCGGCUCACCAUUCGCUGCCUCUGGGCAGGAGACUGUUCAGUCUUAGGAUGUUUGGAUUUAACUCAAUUGUAGAUGGUAAGGGAAAUUUGAUGUUGUAUUGUAUUUUUUGUUUUUAAAUAAUUAAAACGGGUCAAUUUUCCAAAUGUUUCUGGAUUUCUGUUUCUUUUACCCUUUGAUAUUGAAUUUGAAAUUGGUAAAAGAAACAAGUUAUACAUGUGAAUUUUUUAAUCUUCA
Molecule: messenger RNA, 2409 nt
Organism: Peromyscus californicus insignis
Lineage: Eukaryota; Metazoa; Chordata; Mammalia; Rodentia; Cricetidae
Gene: Rbm22
Product: RNA binding motif protein 22
Cellular component (GO): Prp19 complex; U2-type catalytic step 1 spliceosome; U2-type catalytic step 2 spliceosome
Molecular function (GO): pre-mRNA binding; metal ion binding; U6 snRNA binding
Source: RefSeq, a predicted model, not a curated record